Molecule: messenger RNA, 4553 nt
Organism: Trichomycterus rosablanca
Lineage: Eukaryota; Metazoa; Chordata; Actinopteri; Siluriformes; Trichomycteridae
Gene: cd109
Product: CD109 molecule
Exons: 33
Coding region: 4-4371 (1455 amino acids)
Cellular component (GO): extracellular region
Molecular function (GO): endopeptidase inhibitor activity
Source: RefSeq, a predicted model, not a curated record
GUCAUGUUGGGAUUUUUGGCCGUUUAUGGUGAAGCGCAAGAGAAUUCAACAAAGAGUCCUACUUCAGACCCGACCCAUCUGAUCUCAGUUCCCAGAGUGGUUCAUCCUGGUGUUCCAGUUACCAUCUCCGUCACCAUUCUCACCAAAUCACCUGUACUGGUCGUGUCUGAGAUCGUCAAGAAUAAUGCCAGCCUGAGCCGAACUGAGAGCACCAUCACAGCAGGCUCCACUGAACUUCAAGUGCUUCCUCCAGUCCCUGAAGAUGAUCAGAGCUCAGGGAGCCCAUAUGAGCUGGUCGUGAAAGGCUACAUCAGUGGCGUCUUGCUCUUCUCCAACUCUGCCCAGCUUCAGUACAUGAGCAAGAGUGUCUCCAUCCUCCUCCAGACCGACAAACCCAGAUACAAACCGGGCCAGGAUGUAAAAAUCCGAGCUCUCCUGAUAAACCGUGAUGGAAAACCGUACAACAAACCCGUGGAUAUUUUCAUCAGGGAUCCUAAAGACAAUCUGAUCCAUCAGUGGCUGAAUGUGAGCACGACCGUCGGCCUUGUAUCUAAAGAAUUCCAGCUGACUGAGAAUCCUUCUCUCGGCUUUUGGAAAAUUCAAGCAACAAUGAAUAAAUACACACAGGAAAAGUUCUUCGACGUGAGUCACUACGUGCUUCCUAAAUUUGAGGUGCUGCUGGAUGUUCCUAACAUUGUGUACUAUACAGACAACCUAACAUACACCGUAACAGCCAGAUAUCUCAAUGGAAAGCCCGUUGUUGGAGACGUGUCUGUCAUUUACAACCAUGGCUACUACUAUGGCAUGAUGACAUAUGAAAAAUUUAAGAUUAACGGACAGGCUGAUCUCAGCUUCAACUUUUCAGCUACUGACAGGUUUAAUCGGUCUGGAGGCUACUGGGACUACUGGUACUACGAUUAUAUCACCGUCGAUGUGACGGUCACAGAGCUUCUGACUGGUGUAAACUAUAGUAGCAGUGCACAGGUUUCCAUUACACCGUCCAGAUAUAAUCUGCAGUUCCAGGAUGAUUCUUCCACCUUAAAGCCGUUCAUGAACUUCUCCACCCAGCUGAAAGUUUCCACCCUCAGCGGCCGCCCCCUAACCACAGAGGAACAGAAGCACAAUGUGACUUUCACCAUAACCCAGCAGACUUACAGAUCAUGGAUGCCAGUCAGGGUGGACAACUUUAAACCUGUGGAGUUUGUUUCCCCCGGGCCGGAGUCUGUACCACCACAGACCGCUUCUUAUUACGAUCCGAAUAUUUCAGUCAUGAAAUUACAGCUUCCGGUUCCUGCUGAUGGAGUCGUGCCCCUGCAGUUUGGGCUGUCGGAAAAAGUCGAUUCGCUGACGAUAGAGGCGAAGUAUGAGGACCAGCGCACCUACCUCUACAAGUACAAAGACUUUACUUCUCCCAGUGAAUCAUACAUGACGCUCAGGAGGACGAGCUCUCCACAGAUCGGACAACCUCUUCACAUGAGCGUGCAAAGUAGUUUCCCCUUAACUGAAUUCCAUUACAUGGUGAUAUCUCGAGAUCAGCUGGUGGCUGUGGGGACUUUGACGUCGCCUGAUUUUACUUUGACCCCCGAUAUUUCCUGGGUUCCUCUGGCGACUGUCUUUGUGUACUGCGUCCGACCCAGUGGAGAAGUCGUCAACGAUGCACUGGGGGUUUCCUUCACACAAGUCCUGAAAAACAAUGUAUCUCUGAAAUGGCAGAGGGAGACAGCAGAGCCGGCGGAGAACCUUUCUCUUUCCAUCUCUGUAUCUGAGCCUGGAUCUCUGGUGGGACUUUUGGUGGUGGACAAGGCCAACCAGGACUCAGAUCGGAGCAAUGACAUCACGGAGCAGAGGGUCAUCCAGGAGCUGGCUGCCUACAGUGCCUCAGGGUUUUGGUACUGGUGGGGGAAUGACCCGUCCUCAGUAUUCAUGAGGGGCGGCGUCAUGGUCAUCACUGAUGCCAAUUUGGAAUCCAUGAACAUAUAUCCUGAAGCCUUUAGACCAAUGAUGAUGAAUGAUAUGGUUGCCAUGGAUAGUGCAGCAUCAACAUCAAUGUCGGGGGCAGAUCCUCGUCAGCGUAGGAAUUUCCCUGAAACCUGGCUGUGGCUUGAUGUUGACAUGAGAGAAUCUACCACGUCAGCACUUACGGUCACCGUGCCGGACAGCAUGACCUCCUGGGUGGCGACGGCCUUCGUUAUAUCUGAGAAUCUGGGUUUGGGGAUCAGCUCCCCUGCAGAGCUGAGCGUAUCUCAAGACUUCUUCAUAUCGCUGACGCUCCCGGUGUAUCUGAUCCGAGGUGAGCUUCUCCUGCUCCAGGUCAGCCUCUUCAACUACAUGGACCAGGAUCAGGAGGUGGUGGUGAAAGUUGCUGAAAGCGACAGGUUUGACUUCGUGACCUCGGCUGGUGAUGGUUCUGCAUUAGACGGCGUGCAGACGGUGACUGUGGCGGGUCAGAGUAGUGUGAUGGUGCCCUUCGCCAUCAGAGCCACCAAGCUUGGUCAGAUGCCAAUCUCCGUCAAAGCCCUGGGAUCCUCCGCCUCCGAUGCCGUCUAUCAAACCAUCCUAGUUAAGGCGGAGGGAAGGGAGCAGUCGUUUACCCAGACGCUGUUUCUAGAGUUUUCUCCAGGCACGACUUCAGUGUCCCGAGAGCUGAAGUUUGAGUUUCCUCAGGCGGCAGUGCCAGGAAGCCUUAGUGCCCGGGUCACUGCGGUCGGUGACCUUCUGGGACCGUCCAUCAACGGUCUGGAGUCUCUGAUCGAGAUGCCGUACGGCUGCGGUGAGCAGAACAUGAUCAACUUCGCUCCGAACGUUUAUGUGCUGCAGUAUCUGAACAAGACGGGCAAAGUUAACGAGGAGACGAGAUCCAAAGCUCUGAAGUACAUGAAGCAAGGUUAUGAGGGUGAGUUGUCGUACCAGAGGUUUGAUGACUCUUUUAGUGCUUUCGGAGAAAGUGAUCCUUCUGGUAGCACAUGGUUAUCAGCGUUUGUGCUGAGGUGCUUCCUUCAGGCUCGGCCGUUCAUCUACAUCGACGACGGCGUGCUGAGUAAGACGGUGAGCUGGCUGAGUGCGCAGCAGAAUCCCGACGGCUCCUUUAACGAGACUGGACGGGUCAUUCACACUGAGCUGCAGGGAGGACUGGAUGGUCCGGUGUCCCUCACGUCCUACGUCCUCAUGGCUCUCCUGGAGGACAGUGAUUACAGCAGCCAGCAUGCUGACGCGGUGUCUGCGGCGGUGAAAUAUCUGACGUCCAGGCUGAAUCAGGGAAUCUCUAGUAACUACAGUCUGUGUCUGGUGACGUACGCCCUGUCUCUCGCCCGGAGUCCUGCGGCUAACUCUGCUUUAACUCAGCUGAUGAACAGAGCCGACAUGAACGAUGGCGUGCCCAUGUGGAGCGCCGGUGGAGGCCUGGUAUCGAACUCGUGGCAGCCGCGCUCGUCCGAUAUCGAGAUGGUUUCCUACACCAUGCUCUCUCUGUACACGCUGGGAAGUGUGGAGCAGGGACUGGGACUCAUGAAGUGGCUCAGCCAGCAGAGGAACCACCUCGGAGGAUACGGUUCCACACAGGACACAAUCAUUGCACUGCAGGCUUUAUCGGCGUACGCUUCGAUGGGCAGCACCGAGCAGAUCAACCUUCAGAUCACAGUGACAUCACCAGCGUCCACUCUGGCCACGUUCACCAUUGACAGCACCAAUUAUCUGAUUUACCAGAACAAAGAGAUUGAAGCUGAAAAUCCACUCAAUCUUCAAGUGUCCGCAACAGGAAAUGGAUUUGCACUGGUCCAGCUCACCACGUUCUACAACAUACUGACUCAGGAGCCGUCACGUAAACGCCGUGAUGCCAGUUUGUGUGAGGGGUUCGAUCUGAACGUGAACGUGAUGGACAGUGGGUCGAACAACAUGGACAUUGAAAUAUGCUUCAGUCUGUGUGAGAACCAGGAGGUGAAUCAGACCGGCAUGGCUAUUCUGGACGUCGGGCUGCUGACCGGAUUCAGUUUAAGUGAAAGCGGCGUCCCAACGGACGAGCUGGUCAGAAAGGUUGAUCCGGCACCAGGAAAAGUCAUCAUCUACCUGGACUCUGUAACCAAGAAAGAGAGCUGUGUUCGAGUUCCAUCCUCGGUGGAGUUUCAGGUGGCCGGUGUUCAGGAUGCUGCGGUGACGAUUUACGAUUACUACGAGCCGAGGAGGAAGACGGUGAGGACUUACACAUCCAUGACCAGGAAAGAAGUGUCGACUUGUUUCUUCUGUGGAGGGGACUGCUCGCUGUGUGAAGUCCCAGAACCGUCGGUGUUCGACGGUGUCGUCUCCUCUCACCAGAAGCAGAGUCUGGUUCUGAGCCUGGCAUUGGCGCUCCUCAUCAUCCUGGCACUUCGCUUCUAAAUAAGAGCAGGCCGAAGGUCCAUGUGGUAUUUAUGUUUAUUAAAAUCCAGUCUCCCUCUAGUGGAGCCAGGACUUUUUAAAUAAGUUUUCUUCUGUUUUUUUUGGGGGGCUGAAUCUCAAAUCAUGUUCUAUUUAAAGUGAAGUGAUAAAACGUCACUGUGGGGAAAUAACAAAUACAAAUC